Molecule: messenger RNA, 1675 nt
Organism: Paramacrobiotus metropolitanus
Lineage: Eukaryota; Metazoa; Tardigrada; Eutardigrada; Parachela; Macrobiotidae
Exons: 2
Coding region: 150-1307 (385 amino acids)
Molecular function (GO): GTP binding
Source: RefSeq, a predicted model, not a curated record
ACCCGCAGUGAGAAAACUCUUGGCCUUGCCACAUUCAAGGUCUUUAAUUAUUACCAAAUAGUAGCCGUUUCGAAGCUUCUGAUUUGCUCUCUGUUGUACUCGUAGACAUUUUAAAAGCCUCUUGUCCGCAGUGAGCACAAGCUGGAAGAAUGUACCGCCCUAUGAUAAUGAAAAAUACCACAAAAGCGGACAGGAAUCGCAAUAAGCCCUGCUGCCUGUUGAUGGGCAAAACAGGAGUCGGGAAAACCACACUGGGCAACAUGUUAUGCGGCACCAAGCAUGCCUCCGGUGCAUCGGAAGCUAGUUCGACUCAGCUGCUCUUCCGCAACGAUGCGCGCGUCGGAGGGAAUACGUUUUCUAUCAUCGACUCACCCGGGACGGACAGUCAAACCGACACGUACAAACACGCGUGGCAACUGCGUGCGGGACUGACUGCGGCGGAGCUGAAUACGAUUUUCAUCGUACUAAAAUACGAGUAUCGAUAUAAUAAAAUGGUGGACCAUUACCUGCAAGUGGAGCAACCGGUCGGCACCUUCACCAAUAGAAUCGUUGUUCUCGUUUCGCAUAUGGAUAACGCUGACGAUCACGCCAAGGAGUUUGCCUGGAUCUGCAGGAUACUGACGGAAACCAGCCCAAACAUCGCUAACAUUAUUUUUUUCUCCCAUAAAAGCGAUCCAAGUGCCAUUGCCGACCUAAUGUACGCUUGCAUGUCCCACAUGGCGCCGAAGCGACUAAAGAUAUCGGACGAAGAUUUCCAUGUUAACUUCAACUUGUACGAGAUCCGAAUGGGGAUGCGGCGAUCGUUCGAUCAGUAUAAAAAGCAGGUGCAGGAAAAGUUUAACGCCUACUCGAGACUACGCGACUGCACAGGAAACGAAUCGGACAAAGACAAGGACGAGCUCUUUCACGCCAUGAUUGUCCAGUUCAAGUACGACCUGGAUGAUCUGUACCAGACGUUUGUGGAUAAGCAUCGCCAAGAUAUGAUUGAGAUCGACUCUCACACCCUGUGCGUGGAAAUGCAAAAUUUAGGAACCCAAGUUUGCGAUCAGUUUACCAGUUCGGUCACCCCGCUGAUGACGCACAAUUUGUUCGAUAAAACGAAUCCACGGAAUUUAAUCAAGGCGUGUCCGCAUUGUGGACUGAUUUGGUGGAACACGGAAAACGGCGGUGGAGCCACGGAAUGCGGUAACCGCGUCAGUUCUCUCAUUGACUGGCGAAAGGAUGCUUUAUUCAGAUACGUUCCGUUGCUAAUUGCUGAUUUUCGAGGUCAAGACCAUGGACGAGGUGAAAAGAGCUUUAAGGACUGAAGCAUUUCAGAGAGCAGACGCCAGCUAUCAGCGAUUUGCAAAGUAUCGACAUAUUUAUUCACUGCUGGAAUAGAUAGUCAAAGAUCUUUAGGAAGAUACCGGAAAACUGCGCUUCGCGAAAUUUUCUGGAUUUGUUUUAUAUUUUGGCCAACAAUUUCUUAACUAGAUGCUAAAAAGCUUAAUUUUAUCGUGAUUUCAGGUCGCAAUGAUAACCGGGCAUUGGUGCAUUGCGCUGGGGCCUGUUGCGUACGUUCUAGAUGUACUACUAAUGCUUUUUUCUGCUUGUCGUUUUUUUUUCUGAAAUAUUUUUGAACAAGAAAAUUUUCGGAAGCAUAGGUAACUUGCUAUGCGCCGAAAAAUUCCUGUCG